UUCAGUUGGUAUCAAAGUGCUCAGGUUGCAUCAACGACAGAUUCAAAAUCUUUUAAAAUUUAUGUUUGUGACUUUGUCAAAUGGACCGUGAAGAUGCUUACUGAGUGUGCAAAGUGUGGCGCCAGCUUCUCUCCGACAAUCGUGCCCGCCAGCACGUCAUCAUCGAUAGCACGGAAAUGUCCCUGCAGGAACUGCUAGUUAUGCCGACUGCCGAUGACAACUACAGCUUCACCUGGGGUUUGAAUGAGGCUGUAACGAAAGAAACCGUCAGCCUGACGCUGAUCGAUACGUACACCACCGACGCCAACGAGAGCACUCAGAGCACCAAUUUGCUCACGCUGACGAAAAUUGUGGUGGCGCUCUUGACGGCCAAGAAGAUCCAGCUGCCCUAUAUCGUCCUCUGCGAUGGCUUCACACGCCAGGCUAUUACGACACCGCACCUCAACGACUUGGCGGCACAUGCCCACGGAGUGUGGCGUUGCGUCCAUUUAGCCGAACUCGGCCCCGUUUGUCAUCGGCUGGCCCUGCUGAAUUACACCGUGGACGAUAUGGCCACCGUUUCGAAUAUGAUUACUCUAUUUCCUCUUAAUUUCCCCCGAACGGAAGCCGGUUUCACCUGUGGAGUCUACCAUCCAGCUUCCAACCGCAAAACUCCUGUUGAAAUAUUCUACUUAGUGCUGCAGUCUGCGGAUGGUGAAGCCGGAAUGCUUCGGCAGUUUCUCUUGGCGGCGGAGGAGAGCUGCCCUCCGCUUGACCCGACCACGUACGAUCGAGUACGCGUCAUUCAUCGCCGUUGGGUGGACAAUUUACAGUAUCCUGAUCAGUGGUACUGCAUUCGACGCUUCCUUCAGCUGUACAGCAGUUUCCGUCCGGAUGGCAGUGAGCACGAUUGGACGGAUGUUGAUCUCAGGCUGUUGGACGUGUCCAGUCUGACGCAGCUAGCUGUGUCCGCAAUUGACGGGCAUUUUGACGGGAAUUUCGGCGUAGAGCAAUGA
Molecule: messenger RNA, 995 nt
Organism: Paramacrobiotus metropolitanus
Lineage: Eukaryota; Metazoa; Tardigrada; Eutardigrada; Parachela; Macrobiotidae
Exons: 3
Coding region: 177-995 (272 amino acids)
Source: RefSeq, a predicted model, not a curated record